UGCUCAGUGGUGGCCACGGAUCCCACCCCCUGGGCUUUAUUAGGGUGUGCCCAGGCCUAUACUGAGCGGCCGGCAGGGUUCCCCCUGGGGGAUGGGGGCCCUAGGCAAUUGCCUGGUUUGCCCCGCCCUAAUCUUACGAUGUAGAUGACAAUAAAAUAAGCCAGUAUGUUAUAAAUAUACUUAAACAGGGUGGGCAUGGCUAGCGCUGGAGACGAGCGGACGCAUGGUGCUGUAGCUCCCUCUCCUAAGCCCGUGCAUUGCAUUAUCCUGACUUGAUCCUGGCUUAUCCCUCGAACCGGACCCGCUCUCAUAUCCAGGGAUGCAAACAUAAUCCGAAUCGCAAUAAGGGCGGUGCGGUCGCGGAGAAGCUGAGUUUUACUGGGACCAGACCCAAGAUGGCGCCCGGACCUCUCACUCCUCAACGAAGCGCCAGCCUGCGUCCUCACCGGCCGCACGAGAUGCAGGUGAGACUGUUCCUGAAUUGAGUCUCAGGGAUGUUUCUGUGCAGUUGCUCGCUGCUGUCACCGCCUGCCAGACCGCCCUCACCGACAAGAUAGAGGAGGUAAAAGUGGAUGUCUGGUUACUAAGGCAGGACAUGCAGGCGCUGAGGGAGAUGGUCACUCACACAGGAAAGGAUCUCGGCCAUUGAGGACGCUAUUGCUCCUGUCCCAGCCUCCAUAUCUGACCUUACCUCUCAGCUGGAGCUCAGUAGGCAAAAGGCUGAUGACUUAGAAAAUAGACUGAGAAGGAAUAACAUAUGUAUAAUCGGCAUGCCUGAGAGAUCGGAGGGGUCUGCUCCUGGGGCCUUUGUGGAACAGUGGCUUAAGGACUCUCUGAUGCCCCAUUUUCUAUUGCCUUUACGUUGGAGCGGGCGCAUCGCGUCCCUGUGAAACCGCCUCCUCCUGGGGCCCCUCCAAGGCCUUUGCUGGUCCGCAUCUUGAGCUGCACUGAUCGUGACCUCGUCCUUCGUUUGGCUCGGAGGGCCCCUGACCUCAUUUAUGACAAUGCCAAAGUCUCCAUAUUCCCAGACUUCUCAGCAGAUCUACAAUGUUGGAGGGCUACUUUUGUGGAAGUUAAGAGAAAGCUGUGAGACCUGGGAAAUGCCUAUUCCAUUGUUUACCCGGCCAGACUUCGAGCGGUUGACUGAGAAUGCACCAUUUUCUUCACCGAACCCGGAAAAGCUGCUGAUUUGGUGCGCUGCCAGAGAGGAUCCCCUCAUCGCUGAACUCUCCUGCUGAUGUUGCCUGUCCUGCCCUUCAUGGCCGCAUGACUCUGCUCCUGAUGAGUACCCCCUCCCCCCCCUUCUUCCCCUCUUUUUCCUGUCCCCCCCCCCCCCCCCUUUACCUAUUGCUCUUCCCUAUCCUACCCCACUGGGAAGCCGGCUAUCCUGGGGCUGUGUGCCCCUGACCGUGGAAGUUUUGAUCCUGCCAAUUUUCUCAAAUGGGCCCGUAGUGGGGCAUCCCCCCACUACCUUUGCACGGGCUCCCCCGUAUGGCCUAGAGCUGAAAUGGUCCUAUUUCACCUCCUUGUCUUUGACUAUGGACGUUUCUGUUUCGUUUUGAGUUUACCGGUUUCACAUUCCCCAGUGAUUCCUGUUUCCUGUGCCUUCCCCUUCCUUUUUUUGAUGGCUGAUCUACGUUUUUUGUCGUGGAAAAUUAGGGGCAUGGGUUCGUCUAAAAAGAGGGCGCUGUUUUUUUCUCAUGUUCGUAGAUAUAAUCCACACAUUGUAUGUCUCCAAGAGACCCACAUGAUGCCUGCUAAUCUGGGGGUGUUUAGAAAACCGUGGGUUCAAUGGGCUAGUCACUCAUGCCAUUCCACCUACUCGAGGGGGGUUUCCCUGCUUGUUCAUAGGUCACUGAGGUGGGAGGUGGAUCAGUUAAGUGUGGACUCUCUGGGUCGCUAUGUUUUCGUUCAUACUUUUAUUGACAAUACUCCUUUUGUCUUACCAGGUAUUUAUAAUCCCCAUCCGGCCACACUGGAGUUGCUACAUCUCGCGGUUACUUUUGCAGCGGGGUUCCCCCAUGCUAGAGUGAUCUGUUUGGGGGACUACAAUCUCACCUCUGACCCUGACCGUUUUCAUGUGCCAACUCCACUGUCUUCGACGCCUCAUCCUACUCCCUUUUCCUCUUUUCUGUUUGAGGUGGGUUGGCUAGACAUUUUUAGAUGUAAAUUCCCCCGGCUAAGAUUGUAUUCAUGCUAUUCUAUUGGAUGUAAUGCUCUAUCACGCAUUGAUCUAGCUUGUUGUAAUCCCCUUUUUUUUUUCUUCCUGGUGUCUAACAUAUCUUUUGGGGCCCGAGCAAUCUCCGACCACUUCCCUUUGUUGGUGGAGCUUUUGCUGUCUCGAGUCCUAUGUUCGGAGAUAGAAGGUGCAUCCUUUCUGGCUACAGCUGAUUGGCCCUCACGAUCGGAUCCCUGACCAACUCCAAACAUUUCUUCAGGCGUCAAUCCAUUUUUGGUGAACAAUAGGGUGAUGUGCUUUACCAAAAAGCUCUAUCUUGGUCUCAUCUAUCCACAAGACGUUUUCCCAGAAGGAUAUUGGCUUACUCAAGUUCUUUUUGGCAAAAUGUAGUCUUGCUUUUUUAUGCCUCUUUGUCAGCAGUGGAGUCCUCCUGGAUCUCCUGCCAUAGCAUUUCAUUUAAUUUAAAUGUCGACGGAUAGUUCACACUGACACUGAUGCUCCCUGAGCCUGCAGGACAGCUUAAAUAUCUUUGGAACUUGUUUGGGGCUGCUUAUCCACCAUCCGGACUAUCCUCCAUUGACACCUUUCAUCAAUUUUUCUCUUCUAUCCAAGCCCAGGGAGAUUAGCUUCAGUGCCAUGGGUUGCAAACUUCUUGAUAAUGUUGCGCACAGUAGACAAAGGCAAAUUUAGAUCUCUGGAGAUGGACUUGUACCUUGAGAUUGUUAAUAUGUUUCCACAAUUUUGGUUCUCAAGUCCUCAGACAGUUCUCUUCUCAUCUUUCUGUUGUCCAUGCUUACUGUGGCACACACAGAUAUACAAUGCAAAACUGAGUGAACUUCUCUCCAUUUUAUCUGCUUUCAGGUGUGAUUUGUAUAUUGCCCACACCUGUUACUUUCCCCAGGUGAGUUUAAAGGAGCAUCACAUGCUUGGAACAAUUUAAUUUUUCCACAAUUUUGAAAGGGUGCCAAUAAUUUUUUCCAGGCCAUUUUAGAAGUUUGGUGUGACAUUAUGUCCAAUUUGCUUUUUUCCUCCCUUUUUUAGUUUAGUUCCAAUACACACAAAGGGAAUAAACAUAUGUAUAGCAAAACAUGUGUUACUGCAAUCCUUUUCUGUGAGAAAUACUUCGUAAAUGUUGGCACCCCUGAAAUGUUUCAAGAAAAUGGCUAUGACUGUAUACGUCCAUGCCUACUUUAAUUCUGCUGUGAUGUAAGCUCUGCAACCAUGACAUUGACAGCUUGUAUAAUGUACAGCACUGUUUCUCAACAUAUGUAUUCUCCAGCUGUUGCAACUCCCCCUAUUAUUACCCCAGUAUCUACUAGCACCAGGGGUACUGGGACAAAUCUGGUACGGUCAGGCUUGUAGCAUAAAAAAAAUAUGCUCUGGAACUGAACAGUAGCAGGCUGGCAUUAUUUAAGCGAGAGAGAGACCAAAUUACACCAUUGGUAACGCCAGGUUGCUACUGAUUGGUUUGUAUUUCGCUUGUUAUGAAAAUAUGGAAAACACAUUUUAUUCAUUUAUUUAUGAAAAAGAUAUUGUAGUAUCAAGCUUUUCCCAGUACCCCUAGUACCAGUGCAUACUUGGAUAAUAAUGGAGGGGGUUAGCAUCAGCUGUUUUACAGGGUAACGUUAAGCCCCACUUAGUAACGCCAUCUUAUAAACCAAAAAUCAGUAAUAAAAACCACACACACAAAGUUUAAAAAAUAGUUUAUUAAAAUAACUCCCCGACCACCAUUCGACCACUGUUUUAGUUCCGGAGGGAAAACCGCAAACGGGGCAAAAAUGAGCCGAUCGGAGUCAGCAUUACACUUUGGUCGGCUCAUUAAAAUGAAUUUCAUACGGGUGGAAUACUGCAGGGAUACGGGAGCACCCGGCUUUGGCUACCCCGUAUGCAGUCCCGUAAUGCUGAAAAUGUGAUGUGAAAGCAGCCUUAAAGGGGUUCUCUGGUGGUAAACAAAUGUUUUCAAAUCAACUGGUGCCAGAAAGUUAAACAGAUUUGUAAAUUACUUCUGUUUAAAAAUCUUAAUCCAGAGUAAAAGCAAAUCCCCAUAGCAAACCUCUCCUCUGGACAGUUCCUGACAUGGACAGGUGGCAGCAGAGAGCACUGUGGUCAGACUGAAAAAAAAUACACAACUUCCUCUGAAGCAUACAGCAGCUGAUAAGUACUGAAAGGAUUAAGAUUUUUCAAUAGAAGUAAUUUACAAAUCUGUUUUCUGGCACCAAUUGAUUUGAAAAAACUUUCUGGCACCAGUUGAUUUGGGGAAAAAAAAGUGUCCCCACCGGCGUACCUCUUUAACGACGCAGGAUGUAUAUUUACGUCCAGCGCCAGCUCCCGGGAUAUAUAACGCGGGGUCACGCGGUGAUCCCACAUCAUAUCGGGUCAGUCCCGGUGGCCAUCAAUGGCCGGGACCCGCGGCUAAUACCGGACAUCAUCGAUCGAGGUGAUGCCCGGUAUUAACCCUUCAGACGCGGCAUCGAAAGCAUCCCGGCAGCUCAGUCUGUGAAAUUGCAGCGUCCCGAACAGCUUGCAGGACACAAGGAGGAUCCCUACCUGCCUCCUGCGUGUCCGAUCACCGAAUAACUGCUCCGUGCCUGAGAUCCAGGCAGGAGCAGUCGAGCGGCGAUAACACUGAUAUAUGCCAUGUUAAUGCAUGGCAGUGAUCAGUGUAGUAAAUCAGUGUGUGCAAUGUUAUAGCCCCCUAUGUAGGCUAUAACAUUGCAAAGAAAAAGUGUUAAUAAAUGUGAUUUAACCCUAUGUAAAUAAAAAUAAAUAUAAACAUAUGUGGUAUCGCUGCAUGCAUAUAUGUCCGAACUCUAAAAAUAUAUAAUUAAUUCAACCACACGGUCAAUGGUAUACACAAAAAAAAAAUCCAAAAUAGCGUUACUUUUUAUCCCAUUAAAAAAUGUAUAAAAAGCGAUCACUAAGUCAGAUCAAAACAAAAAUGGUACCAAUAAAAACUUCAGAUCACGGCGCAAAAAAUUAGCCCUCAUACAUCCCCAUAUGUGGAAAAAUAAAAAAGUUAUAGGGGGUCAGAAAAGGACAUUUUUAACCCCUUAAGAACGCAGGGUUUUUCCGUUUCUGCAUUUUUUCCUCAUCACCUUCUAAAAAUCAUAACGCUUUCAAUUUUGCACAUAAAAUUCCAUUUGAUGGCUUAUUUUUUGCACCACCAAUUCUACUUUUCAGUGACAGUCAGUUUACCCAAAAAUCCACGGCGAAACGGAAAAAAUAAUUCAUUGUGCGACAAAAUUGAAGAAAAAAUGUCAUUUUGUUACUUUUGGGGGCUUCCGUUUCUAGGCAGUGCAUUUUUAGGUAAAAAUGACACCUUAUCUUUAUUCUGUAGGUCCAUACGGUUACAAUGAUACCCUACUUAUAUAGGAUGGAUAUUGUCGUACUUCGGAAAAAAAUCAUAACUACAUGCAGGAAAAUUUAUAUGUUAAAAAUUCUCAUCUUCUAACCCCUAUAACAUUUUUUUUUUCCGCGUCCAGGCCGAUAGGAGGACUCCUUUUUUGCGCCGUGUUCUGAAGUUUUUAUCGGUGCUAUUUUUCUAUUGAUCGGACUUUUUGAUCGCUUUUUAUUUAUUUUUUCAUGAUAUAAAAAGUGACCAAAAAUACACUAUUUUGGAUUUUUUCUUGCGCGUUCGCCAUUGACCGUGCGAUUUAAUUAAUGAUAUAUUUUUAUAGUUUGGACAUUUCCGCAUGCGGCGAUACCACAUAUGUUUAUUUUCAUUUACAGAGUUUUUUUUUCUUUUAUGGGAAAAGGGGAGUGAUUCAA
Hyla sarda is the source of this 5947-nucleotide messenger RNA. RefSeq lists its product as uncharacterized. The transcript has 2 exons. NCBI's taxonomy places the organism in Eukaryota, Metazoa, Chordata, Amphibia, Anura, Hylidae. Gene Ontology annotation, biological process: base-excision repair. Gene Ontology annotation, cellular component: nucleus. The record is from RefSeq and is a predicted model, not a curated record. Gene Ontology annotation, molecular function: phosphoric diester hydrolase activity; DNA-(apurinic or apyrimidinic site) endonuclease activity; double-stranded DNA 3'-5' DNA exonuclease activity. The coding region runs from base 1508 to 2416 and encodes 302 amino acids.